Molecule: messenger RNA, 3267 nt
Organism: Aedes albopictus (Asian tiger mosquito)
Lineage: Eukaryota; Metazoa; Arthropoda; Insecta; Diptera; Culicidae
Exons: 2
Coding region: 1-3267 (1088 amino acids)
Biological process (GO): proteolysis
Molecular function (GO): aspartic-type endopeptidase activity
Source: RefSeq, a predicted model, not a curated record
AUGGUGCGUGAUAAACAGGUGUGCUUCAAUUGCUUGCGACUUGGUCACCGAAGCGGAGAAUGCAAAUCGAAUAAGACGUGUUCGAAGUGCAAACGGAAGCAUCACACGCUGCUCCAUGUUGAAGGUGGCUCAGUGCUAAGUUCAGGUUCCAGCAAUGCCAAUGCAACAGAUCAGCAGCAGGUUCCAAAGCAAGCGGCGCAGCCAGACAACGCAAAUGUUCCGGGUAGCAGUGCACCUAACACCGUGGCUUCGAAUGUGGUCGAGAAGCCAAUUUCGCAAGUGCUGUUGCUGACUGCAAUGGUAAAUGUUUUGGACAAACAUGGAAAACCGCAAUCAUGUCGCGCUCUUUUGGACAGUGGUUCGCAGGUCAACUUCAUCUCGGAGGCGAUGUUGGAAAAGCUGAAAGUGGAUCGAGAAGAAAUCGACAUUCCAAUCACCGGAAUCAACAGUUUCAGAUCCAGUGUUCGACAACGGGCGAAGGUGGAGGUUCACUCGAAACAUAAUGGUUUCAAGAUGGAGUUGGAUUGCUUGGUCUCGCCGAAGGUAACGGGGAACCUGCUGACCUUUGAGAUUGACGCUGCUACAUGGGACAUUCCCGCUGGAAUCCAGUUGGCAGACCCUACGUUCUUCCGUCCAGGACAAGUGGAUUUGUUAAUUGGAAUGGAAUGGUACGACGAUGUGCUCAAGUCUGGUCGUCCGAAGCUGUCAGAAGAUCUGCCCACGCUCCAAGAUUCGCAAUUUGGCUGGUUGAUGGGUGGAAAAUAUGCUAGUGCUUUUUGUGGAACGACUGUGAACUCUAAUGUGGCAACACCAUCAAGUGACUCUUUAAACGAACUGAUGCAAAAGUUUUGGGAAGUGGAAAGUGUUUCCAGUGAGAAGUGCGUGAUGACUGAAGCUGAACAGUGUGAGCAACAUUUCCAGUCUACGGUUCGUCGGAAUGAAGAUGGUCGAUACGUGGUACAGUUUCCACUUCGGGAAUCAAUCAGUCAGCUUGGAGAUUCGAGACCAAUGGCGCUGAGGAGAUUCUACGCACUGGAGGCAAAAUUGCAGAAAAACCCGGACAUUAGGAAGCAGUACGACGAAUUCGUGGAUGAAUACGAGCAGCAUGGACAUUGCAAGGAAGUGCAUGAAGCGGAAGAUCCUGUUGGUUUGCAGAGAUGGUAUCUACCGCACCACGCGGUACUCAAGUCGUCGAAUACGACUACCAAGUGUCGCGUCGUGUUUGACGCAUCGGCAAAGGUUGGUGGCAUGGCAUUGAACGACGUGAUGAUGGUUGGUCCUACAAUUCAACCUGAUUUGCUGACGAUCAUUUUGAAAUUUCGUAUGUAUCGGUAUGUGCUAAGCGCUGACAUCGCUAAGAUGUAUCGGCAAGUGUUGAAGGACAAGUGUCAUACUCCGCUACAAUGCAUUUUCUACAGAAAGAAGCCCAAAGAGCCACUGCGAGUCUUGGAGCUUCAAACUAUGACGUAUGCGGAGCUGGUGAAGAAGAUGUUCUACGUGGACAACGUACUUAUUGGUGGAAACAAUUUGGUAGAAGUGAGAGGCCUCCAACGAGAGUUGAUUUCGCUACUGCAACGCGGAGGUUUUCAUCUACACAAGUGGGCUGCAAACGGCGAACGACUCCUGGACUCUAUUCCUGAGGAAGAUCGAGAUAAACUGGUGAAGAUUGAAGACUCUAGUGCCAAUGAGGUAAUUAAGACCCUUGGGCUUAUGUGGAAUCCGGUCGGAGAUGAUUUUCUGUUUCGGGCACAAUCUGACUGCAACAAUCCAGCACCGACAAAACGGCAAGUUCUGUCAGUUAUAGCAAGGCUUUUCGAUCCCCUCGGCCUGUUGUCACCAGUAAUCGUUCUCGCAAAGGUGUUGAUGCAGAAGCUGUGGAAGAACAAGAUGGAUUGGGACGAUCGGCUGGAUGAAGAACUACUCGACGACUGGAGAUAUUUUUUGAACGCCCUGCCACUUGCAGAGGAUUUCCGAGUUCCUCGGCGGGUAAUUUCGGAGGAAGCGGCAAGGAUUGAAAUCCAUGGAUUUGCAGACGCGUCAAAUACAGCCUACGGAGCAUGCGUGUACCUUCGGUCGGUGCAUUCCGAUGGUACUGCGAGUUCGAGCUUAGUUACAAGCAAGUCAAAAGUCUGUUCCAUAACGCCUAUGUCCAUCCCGCGCAAGGAGCUGAUGGCAGCUCUACUCCUGCAUCGAUUGGUUAAGAAAGUGGUUGACGCAAUGGAAUUGAAACACGUUCCGGUUACUCUCUGGUCCGACAGCCAGGUGGUCAUUGCGUGGCUAAACAAGCCGUUGGACUGCCUGCAAGUAUUCGUGAGGAAUCGUGUAGCCGAGAUUACAAGCGAAAGUGAACAUGUUUGGAAGUACGUUCGCUCUGCAGACAACCCAGCAGAUAUUGUAUCGCGAGGCAUGCCAGCGAAAGAGCUCGCGACUAGCAACCUAUGGUGGAAUAGACCGUUUUUCUUGUGCAGUGCAGCAUAUGAAGAAGUGAUUCCUGCAGCUCUGGAAAAUGGAGAGAUUCCUGAACUGAAGCCGGCAGUAUCUGUCAACGUAGCAACUGUAUACGAGGAGCUUCCGAUAUUGACAAAGUUUGAGUCAUUUUGGAAGACACAAAGGAUUAUCGCCUACGUUUUAAGGUUCAUCAACAACUGCCGUAAGAUUGGUGAACAAAGCACUGCAACGACGCCCACGAUUUCUGAACUGAAGGAGGCAAACAAGCGGAUCAUCCAAGCGAUCCAGAGGAGCGAACUUCAGGAUGAAAUCAAUCGCCUGCAAGCGGGGGAGCCAUGCAAGAGAAUCGGCAAUCUGAAUCCUUUCAUGGACGACGGAUUACUACGAGUUGGAGGUAGAAUUCGUCACAGCAAACUAGCAUACGAGGUAAAGCAUCAAUGGAUCGUUCCGGACAAGCACCCCGUAACGAGAAGACUCAUCGCAGCGGUACAUAGAGAAAACCUGCAUGCUGGUCCGAGUAGCGUCAUCACAGCCCUAAGAGAGCGCUACUGGAUACUGAACGCCAGAUCGACGGUACGAAAGGUGACGAGAAGUUGCAUCACUUGCUUCAAAUCAAGCCCGAAGCUUGCUGAGCAGUUCAUGGGAGACUUGCCGUCGUAUCGCAUCACCGCUGCACCUACGUUUUUGAAAGUUGGAGUAGACUUCGCUGGACCUAUCUACAGAAAGCAAACCAGCUCCAGUGAAAGGCUACAUAUGCGUAUUUGUCUGUAUGGUUUCGAAGGCAAUGCACUUGGAAGUGGUGGAGAACCUAUCCACUGA